UCUCACCGAUGCAGCUGCGCUGAGAACUGCUGGCGACAUCUGACGGAUGGCCGGAGAGGUCGGAAGGAAGGGGACAACUAAGGGGGGCUUUUUACUUGUGCGAAUAUUGCGAACUGGGACUGGGAUUAAACUAGUAAAAGCUAUAUACGUCUUUCUUUGUUUCCUGUACGCAAUUUUUUACUUACUUUUAAUGCCAUCGAUCAAGCGUUUUAUAAAAGGUUCGAAACUGUUCUAAAACAACGUAAUUUAAACGUAAUUAUAACGUUUAAUUGUUUUUGAAAAAAUACUCUCAUGUGAAUUUGAACUGGGAAAGUCGGAAAUCCUUGAAAAUUACGAGCUCGCGCAGUUAUCAGUCGCCAACAGGGGACUCUGCCGUACGGGCGGACGCGAGCGCUUAUCUCUGAUGGUAAUAUCGACAGUUAUACACCUAUACCUAUAGCGGAUAGCCGCGCGUGGCAAGGAGAGGGAGAAAGCGCGAGUUCCGGCGCACACCGCACCGACCGACAGAUUUUCGCACUUCGCGAGAGAGAGAGAGAGAGAGAUAGAGGGAAAAAACAACGGGGCAGCAGACUCGCGUCAGAAUUCCGCCGAAUCACACUGGCUUUUGGGAACUGGACGAGCCAAGGCUAAUAUCAUGGCACGAAUCGUAGCGAUCAAGGAGACCCUCGAGAAGGCCCUCAAGGACGAGAGCAAGCCUUGGACGAAGUACCUCGUCUUCGCCGAGCAAAAGACCGGCGUCGAUAGGCUCUACGUCUUUGUUGCAUCAGUCUUAUUCUUGGCGCUCUACCUAGUUGUCGGCAUUGGCCAGCAACUAGUUUCAAAUGUAAUUGGCUUCUUGUACCCAGCAUAUUGUUCGAUGAAAGCAAUAGAAACAAAAGAGAAGGAUGAUGAUACAAAGUGGCUCACAUACUGGGUUGUCUUUGCAGUCUUUACCAUUGUAGAGUACUUCUCUGACUUUAUUGUGGGCUGGUUCCCAGUUUAUUGGCUUGUCAAGUGUCUCUUUUACAUUUGGCUUAUGAUCCCAACGGAGUACAAUGGUUCUCUUGUUCUCUACCGACGUGUGAUUCGCCCCAAAUUCCUUCAGUACCAACCUAAUGUAGAUAACAUACUAAAUGAUGCACGAAAAGCUACAAUAAAAGCAGCAGGUGGUCUGUUGAAUGCAAAGAAUGAAUAGGUUCAGAUGCUUCCUAGCGUGAUGUAUACUUUCCAAAUAUUAGCAAAUCAAGACUUGCGAUAAGUUCUUCUACCCAUUCCUACGAUAAAUAAUGCAAUAAUUCCAACACGAAAAUCCUUUAUACAUGUUUUUUAUGACAAAAGAUUUUUUUAUCGCAUAUUUUUCUAAAUUAGUGGGUACCUGCAGUGGUGCUGUAUACUUUUAUUUAGUCUCAAUCGAUUAACAAAUAGAUUAAUUUUUACAACUACCACACUAUAAUGAAAUGUAUCUCUGAAUCCAAAAACAAUUAUGCAAAGUGCCUGUAACUUCUUCAAUUAGUUAAUAGCGGAUUUUCGAUGUUAUUUUUUUGUAAGAAAUAUUGUAUCGUGCCAUUUUCAAUUCUUGUUUGCAUGCUUAUAAUCGAAGUGUGAAUACUAUACAUUUUUCUUAAGUGCGGUGUUGAUAUGAUCUGUAAAUUUGUAGUUUAAGCUCUUUUUCGAAAAUAUUAAACAAGUCAUCUUUUGUAAAAAAAAUUUUCUACUUUACAACUCCAAAAGUCUAUGAAAUUUCUUAAUCGCGUUUUUUCCCAUGUGCAUCUUGUCAAAGCAAAUAGUCUUAAAGAUAUUAAUCAGGAUUUUUCAUUGUACUGAAGCCAUUUUCGAUAUUUAACUAUUAUCGAUUUAAUUUCAAAACAACAAAAUCCUUCCAAACAAAAGUAUACUUCAGUGUCCAUGAAAAGUCAGGUGAUACUUAUUACUAAAGAAAAGUUAGUUAGUAAAAAAAAACUAAGUGCACUGUUAUGAUUGUUACUGCAUAAUUAAAUUAACCUUGAAACUGUAAUUUUUUUUUCUUUUUGAAUCGAAAGGUUAAGGUAGUUUAAUUAGGAUAAUUUUUUAUAUUUUACAACCUUUUGUACAAGCUGCGUCAAAAGAGUCUUGUUUUAAACAGAGGUAUGCUUUCAAAGCGCACAAAUUGAAAGUGACUUAACAAUGUACGCGAUUCUCUUUCGAUGUGCAAAUGAAAUUUGCCUGGAUAAUGCUUCUCCAAACUUGAACAUUAGUUUUCGGCUCUUCACUUCUGAUAAUCCGUUUCGGCGAGCGUAUUUCUGGUAACGAAAGAGUACACCAAAAAUUAUAAGCAACGUUGUUAUAUGCAGUUACAAAAUUAUUUGUAAAGAUAAAAAUUAUACUGUACAUCUCUUUGUAAUGGAAUUUCUCCGCUGUCAGUGCAAGCUUACGUAUGUGCCGAAUCGUGGUAGCGGCGGCUAUCUGCACUUCGGAGUCCUCAGACCCGACCAAGCGAAGCACGUGCUAUGGAGAUUUUUUAUUAUUGAUAUUCAUAUUCUUUAUGCAAUUUACGGUAAUAAAUUAAGUGAAACACAA
Nasonia vitripennis (jewel wasp) is the source of this 2535-nucleotide messenger RNA. RefSeq names its product receptor expression-enhancing protein 5. The coding region runs from base 635 to 1174 and encodes 179 amino acids. The record is from RefSeq and is a predicted model, not a curated record. NCBI's taxonomy places the organism in Eukaryota, Metazoa, Arthropoda, Insecta, Hymenoptera, Pteromalidae. The transcript has 4 exons.